This is a messenger RNA of Penicillium robsamsonii, 1584 nucleotides long. RefSeq names its product NAD(P)/FAD-dependent oxidoreductase. Gene Ontology annotation, molecular function: catalytic activity; FAD binding. The transcript has 4 exons. Bases 1 to 1584 code for a protein of 527 amino acids. The record is from RefSeq and is a predicted model, not a curated record. NCBI's taxonomy places the organism in Eukaryota, Fungi, Ascomycota, Eurotiomycetes, Eurotiales, Aspergillaceae.
AUGUCUAUCCCGGAAGAAUGUACUGUGCUUGUGGUAGGUGGUGGCCCAGGAGGGUCUUAUGCUGCUUCAGUGCUGGCACGGGAAGGGAUUUCUACCGUCUUGCUAGAAGCCGAUGUGUUUCCUAGAUACCACAUUGGCGAGAGCCUGUUGCCGUCCACACGGGAAUUUUUGAAAUUCAUUGACGUGUAUGACAAGUUUGAAAGCCACGGAUUCAUUCAUAAGCAAACCCGCAGCAUGUACAAAGCUACCAUGAAGAUGUUCCUAGAGCCACGACUAACUCUGAUAUAUCCAGACACAAAUUUCCUUGCAUUUGGUGGACACGCAUGGAAUGUGAUUCGUUCCGAGUGCGACCAGAUUCUCUUCCAACACGCUGGAGCUAGCGGCGCCAAAGCGUUCGACGGAGUGAAAGUCAAUGGAAUUGAGUUCCUGCCCACUGGCUGCCAGGAAGGCCAUGGUAAUCCAAACCAAGGACGGCCAAUUUCUGCCUCCUGGACACGCAAGGACAAGACAGCCAGCGGUACAAUUCGAUUCCAGUACCUGGUGGAUGCCAGUGGGCGAGCGGGUUUGGUCAGCACCAAAUAUAUGAAAAACCGCCGAUAUAACGAAGGUCUUAAGAACAUCGCGACUUGGGGUUAUUUUGAGGGAGCUGGAACGUAUGGAAAGGGUACGCCUGCAGAAGGAGGUCCUUUCUUCCCCCGGCUACAAGAUGGAUCCGGCUGGGCGUGGUUUAUUCCUCUUCACAACAACACAACCUCCGUUGGCGUGGUAAUGCAACAAACCAGUUUCACAGCCAAGAAGAAACAGAUGGCGUCACCUACCACUCGUGAUUUCUUUCUGAAGCACAUGACAGACGCACCAAUGAUUUCUGAACUGCUGGAAAACGCCACACUCGUGUCGGAAGUCAAAUCAGCCACCGAUUGGUCGUACAGUGCUUCAAGCUACGCCAGUCCUUACAUCCGCAUAGUUGGAGAUGCCGGAUGCUUCAUCGACCCUCUCUUCUCUUCGGGUGUGCAUUUGGCGUUCACCGGAGCGCUCUCUGCCGCCGCCUCUAUCUGUGCGUCAAUCAAGGGGGACUGCACUGAACUGACGGCGGUCAACUGGCACUCGGAGAAAAUCCGAGAGGCCUAUACACGGUUUCUGCUGGUGGUUACUAGUGCGUACGCGCAAAUCACAGGUCAGGAGCGCCCGGUGUUGAAUGAUUAUGAGGAAGAAAACUUUGAUCGUGCCUUUAGCUUCUUCCGACCUAGUAAGUCUCUUUCAAUUUUUACCAAUCUCCUUCCCACCCGUGCUAAUCUUAUCCCAGUCAUCCAGGGGACUGUGGAGAUUGGUGGAGGAAAGCUGAGUAGUCAGGAUGUGACCGAUUCAGUGGAGUUCUGCAUGCGAGUCAUUCGUAAAGUGGAUGGCACUACGGACAUGGCUCUAAACGGAGAAACAAUGUGUGAAGAUGAACGUGGCGAGGUAACUUGCGAUCGCAUAAAGAAGGCGGAACUCAAGUCUGAUCUUAACAAGUUCCGUGUUGAUGUUGUAAAUGGGAUGACCGUCAAUCUUGAACACGGAGCCCUAGGACUGGUCCGAGCGACUUGA